Molecule: messenger RNA, 576 nt
Organism: Momordica charantia (bitter melon)
Lineage: Eukaryota; Viridiplantae; Streptophyta; Magnoliopsida; Cucurbitales; Cucurbitaceae
Product: flowering-promoting factor 1
Biological process (GO): regulation of flower development
Source: RefSeq, a predicted model, not a curated record
CUUGUCCUACCUAGACAACAUAUCCUUUCAGACCAACAUCAGACAUCGAAACUACUAAACCAAAGGCAUAAGGUAAGAAACAUGUCUGGGGUUUGGGUUUUCAAGAAUGGUAUAAUUCGUCUGAUUGAAAAUCCUCAAGCGGAUUCUGAUGGAAGGCUAGGCAACUCAAGGCGAAAGGUAUUGAUACACCUACCGACGGGCCAGCCCGUGUCAUCCUACUCCUCCCUCGAGGAAAUCCUCACAGCCUUGGGAUGGGAGAGGUACUAUGGAGGCGAUCCAGACCUGUUCCAGUUUCAUAAACGCUCCUCCAUUGACCUUAUUUCUCUCCCGAGGGACUUCGCCAAGUUCAACUCCGUUCACAUGUACGACAUAGUCAUUAAAAAUCCCAAUCUUUUCCACGUUCGAGAUAUGUGAGUUUGGACAGCUCCUUUCAUGUGUUUUUCUUUCCAUCUCUCCUAUGUCGUCAUAUAUAUAAAAAAUAUAUAAUCCCGCCGCAUGCAUGUGCCUCGUUAAUUGUUUGUCGUGUAUUAUUAUCUUGUAAGAAUGGGCUGUUGAUCCACUAGUUAGUUUUCUUCA